CUGGAACCUGUAGUUUACGUUUUAUCCUCACAAGUGUCUUGUUGCCAUCAGAAAACGAUUUUUUAUUAUUAAUAAUUAAUAAUUAUUAUUAUUUAUUUAAUAUUUAAAUUAAAAAGUACAAAUACUAAACCGGAUAAAUAUAAAUAAAAAAUGUUUGGAUAUUUAAAAGAAAAAAAAAUAGUCAUAUUGACUAUUUUUGCCAUUUGUCUUAAUACAGGUUUCAGUCAAUUUCAUAGAGCAAGAUUUCAAGAUGCACGACAAAAUUCAAUAGAUUUUAAUCGACCAGCAUUUUCCUCUCAAUCAUCGCCACAAUCACCAGCAUUUGCUCAACAAUCAUCAGGUUUAUGUCCCGAAAGAACUGGAAGAUUUCCAGUACCCAAUCAGUGUGAUGCUUAUAUAGAGUGUGUUGAUGGCGUUGGUGAAGAAAAGUUGUGCCCCGAAGGUCUCUAUUUUAAUCCCGAGGCACGAUUUAAUUACCCAUGCGGUUAUCCCAUUGAUAUUAGCUGUGAAGGACGGCCUAACUUACAGCCAGCUCAGCCUACUGAUGACUGUCCCCAUCAAUAUGGUUACUUCAAAAUCGGCAAAAGUUCCGCCGAUUGUGGACAAUUUAUGAAUUGCGCUGGUGGUGUCGGUUACACGUUCAAUUGCCCAGAAGGUUUGGCUUUCAAUGCAGAAAGUUACAGAUGUGAUUGGCCAGAUCAAGUUCCUGAUUGUGAUGCCGAAGCUUUUUUGAAAUUCACGUGCCCGCAACAAUCAGCCGAUGAAAGUAACCAAUUCUUUGCGAUAAGUGAAGCAAUUAAAUUCUUCAGGAGUCCCGAAGACUGUCAAAAAUACUUUAUUUGUGUAAAUGGUAAACCGCGUCUUCAAAAUUGUGGUGAAGGCAACGCUUUCAAUGAAUUAAUAAACGCCUGUGACGCUGCUGAAAAUGUUACCGGAUGUGAACCGCCAUUUAUACCCAAUGAAGAUGAACCAUCGAGAUUCGAACCACCUAGUCGUUUCCCUAAUGAAUCUAGACGUUCCAAAACUGGACCGCAAGCUGCGCAGAAAGGAAGAGUUAGACUUUUUUAAAUUCGUGAAAUUCAUUUAAUAAAUUAAAUUUUUUUUGUAUAUUGAUUCAUUAAAUAUUUCAUUAUAAGAAACAAAAAA
Molecule: messenger RNA, 1146 nt
Organism: Microplitis mediator
Lineage: Eukaryota; Metazoa; Arthropoda; Insecta; Hymenoptera; Braconidae
Product: protein obstructor-E-like
Exons: 5
Coding region: 151-1068 (305 amino acids)
Cellular component (GO): extracellular region
Molecular function (GO): chitin binding
Source: RefSeq, a predicted model, not a curated record